AAAUUAAUCAUGAAAAAAUCCAGCUGUCAAUCUCUUUCACUCUCUCUGUUGAUAGUAACAAUCCUCCUCCUCUCAUGCAGCACCCUUUCAUCUGCACACAAGAAAAACAAAACCAAGAAGAGCGGCGGUAACAACGUUGACCAUGACCAUGACCAUGACCAUGACCAUGGCCAGGGCCAGUUUUCCGCCUCGGGUUCGAUCAGUUUCAACGCCGAAUUCAAGGGCUGUUUCUCCAAAGUCUUCGCCUUUGGUGAUUCGGACACUGACACGGGCAAUGCCGAAUUCCUAGGAAGCGGGUCGGAAGAAAACACUAACAACGUCUCGGCAGAUGAUAAUUCUUCGUCUUCUUCUUCUUCGUCUUCGUCUUCAUCUUCGGCUUCGGCUUCGGCUUCCUCUUCUUCUUCCUCUUCUUCUUCUUCUUCGUCUUCUUCUUCGACGCCUUCUACUUCUACGCCUUCUUCUUCUUCUUCUUCGUCGUCUUCGCCCACUUCUUCGCCUUCUUCUUCUUCUUCCACGCCUUCUUCUUCUUCUUCGACGCCUUCUACUUCUACGCCUUCUUCUUCUUCGACUCCUUCUACUUCUACGACGCCUUCUACUUCGACGCCUUCUUCUUCUUCGACGCCUUCUACUUCUACACCUUCUACUUCUACACCUUCUUCUUCGACACCUUCUACUUCUACACCACCUUCUUCUUCGACACCUUCUACUUCUACACCUUCUUCUUCUUCUACACCUUCUUCUUCUUCUUCGACGCCUUCUACCUCUACGCCUUCUUCUUCUUCAACACCUUCUACUUCGACGCCUUCUUCUUCUUCUUCUUCCACGCCUUCUUCUUCUUCUUCCCCUUCUUUUUCGUUCAAAAAGUCCAUGAGCGGUCAACUCAUGGUCGAUUACCUCUGCGAUUCUCUCUCUCUGCCGCCACUCUCUCCCUACAAAUCCAACUCUGCGGAUUUCAAGAACGGGGUCAACUUUGCCAUAGCGGGGUCCACCGCGCUCGCGACAGAUUUCUUCGCCUCGAAAGGUAUUAACUGCCCGUUUUGGAACAAAGCCCUAACGAGCUUUCAGACACAGCUAGACUGGUUCGAGCAGUUCAUGGCGAAGACUGGGUGUAACGAAGGUGGGGGUGGGGCCCUCUGCAAUGCUGACAUGGAGAACUCGCUCUUCUGGCUGGGCGAAAUGGGAGUUUCCGACUACGUCACUUCUUUCGGCUCGCCCGUUUCGCUUCUCAGUCUGACGGAGCUAUCUGCAAACAACGAAUGCAAUAUCCUCAAGACAUUGCUAGAAAAAGGAGCAAAGUACGUCGUUGUACAAGGAUUGCCCCCCGUCGGCUGUCUCCCCAUAUGCAUGGCAGCCAGUUUGAAACUCGACCGCGACCAAAUGGGAUGCGUGGGGAGCGUGAACAAGGGAAUCAUGCUCCACAAUCAAAUUCUUCAGACGAAGCUCGAGAAAUUCCGAAGGCAGUACCCUAACUGCACGAUCUUGUACGCUGACUACUGGAACGCGUACCUUACCGUUUCGAUGAACCCGAAAAAGUACGGAAUCGAGGAGCCCUUCAAAACCUGCUGCGGCACCGGCGGAGGGGAGUACAACUUUGACAGGAACUCGCCAUGUGGGUCCGACAACACGACCCCCUGUCAAGAUUCUCAGAAGUACAUUAACUACGACGGGGUCCACCUCACCGGAGCAAUGUACAAGCACGUCACCGAUCUUUUCCUCAAUCAUGGCUUCUGUCAACCUUCUUUCAGCGAGCUUAUCAAGAUCAAGAAGAGCGUGAGUGUAGAGAUAAGCGCAUAGGCACAAAGAUUCUAGAAGUUUCCGCUCCGGAUAAUGCAUCAAGAGAGCGAGAUAAUAAUAAUAAAUAAACAAUAAAUAAUUAUAGGAUAUAGCUUAUAGUAAGUAAAUAUUGUUAUUUUGGUCGAUUUUUUUUUCGGGUAGUUUUGCUUAACCAUGCAAUUGUACGAGUUACGAAGAAGAAGAAUUGUAGGCAAGGCAAAAAACAAGUCUCAAAGAA
Molecule: messenger RNA, 2011 nt
Organism: Erythranthe guttata (spotted monkey flower)
Lineage: Eukaryota; Viridiplantae; Streptophyta; Magnoliopsida; Lamiales; Phrymaceae
Product: GDSL esterase/lipase At1g28610-like
Molecular function (GO): hydrolase activity, acting on ester bonds
Source: RefSeq, a predicted model, not a curated record